Messenger RNA from Mytilus californianus (California mussel), 2532 nucleotides. RefSeq names its product arrestin domain-containing protein F-like. NCBI's taxonomy places the organism in Eukaryota, Metazoa, Mollusca, Bivalvia, Mytilida, Mytilidae. The transcript has 2 exons. The record is from RefSeq and is a predicted model, not a curated record. Bases 191 to 2122 code for a protein of 643 amino acids. Gene Ontology annotation, molecular function: protein binding.
UAAUAGCCUCCACAAUAUAGAAGCGAAAAUAAAAUCUUUAGAACUGUAUGACAACGUAGUAGAUAGCUUACUAUUUGGAUUUAAUUAUAAACAGAAGGCAUUGGAUAACGAAAUUAAAGCAGCUGAAAAAAAAAUUAGUAUAUCGGUUUCCAACAGAAGUCAUAUCGAAAGUGAUCUCGCUGCUGUUAAAAUGAAAACAAAACAUUUUGAAGAAAUUCUCGCAGAUACAAAUGCUACAAUCAAUCUCUUGUUAUCGAGAGUAAGUGAUGACGGUACUAACACGGCGAAUAUUACAAGUAUUGACAACAAAAUUGACGAAUUAAUCCACUCAUUAAAUAUUUCAACUAGGAACUACUGUGAUAGGAAAAUUGCCACAUGGAAAACGUUGUUACUAGGAGAAGUUACAAAUACAAAUAAAAUGAUAAACUUUAACAAAGUAAACAUUAACAACAAUGGAGAUGAACUUUCAAGACAAUCUCAUUUCAUUAAAUUCAAUCUAACGGAAACCAUUCGAAAUGUAAAAUCAAAAUUGAAUAAGGAGAUCCAGACUCUGACCGAAAUGCAUAAUAAAAACUCACAAGUUAUCAUGAAUAACAUAGAACAGCUUAAAAUCAAUGAGAACCAAAUAAAACAGAACUUGACAAAAUCAAUAAAACGUUUGUCAUUAGAAUGUAACCAAAGCGUAACAGAAAUUGAUGCAAAAUUAGAAAGCAAAAUAAUGGCCGUGAAUACAUCAUGCCUUUCAAGUUCACAAAAAUUAAACGGUAGAAUGCAGGCACUUAACGCAAAAUUGGUGGAAAUAAAUGACAAUUUAACACGAUCAGUCGACGAAACUGGUAAAGUUAGCAACAACACAAUAGCCUCUGUUUCGAUGGAAUUGGAGCUGACAUUACAAUCUCUUGAACAGAGACAAAACAAAAGUUUACAGGAAAUCGAAGAAAAAACUGAACAACAGAAAUAUAUUUCAAGUUCAAUAAAAACAAACCUAACAGAAGAAAUAGUUCAAUUAAAAUCGUCACUUCGUCGUAAGAUAGGUAACGUUCAAACCGAAGUGAAAAAUGAAAUCGUGAGUAUUGAAGAACAUUAUAACUCAACCAUCGGAAAUGCUUUGACAAAGAUAAGCGAAUUAGAGAAAAUGCAAAAUACGCAUUGUGAUGUUCUUGAAAAGCAUAUAGCUCAAGUUUCCGAAAUGAGCUUGAAUAACUUUACUAGCUUAGAGAAUAAGCUUGAAGUCAGAAUAGAAAUGCUGAAUCAAGAGUUUAAUAGUACUGUUAGUAAAUUUAAUCCUGAUCUAUAUACAGGACUUUCUGCAACCUUUGAGUCGCAGAUUAAUCAGACUCUUGAUGCAAUUGAAGCAGUUACGGAGAAAAACAUUUCCAGAAUCGAAACGCAGGUGAUGAGAGACACUAUCCAACUAGCAAGUGUAAAUGACAGAAUUACCCAGAAUUCACGUACUGUUGCAACUAUAUGGCAGGAGCUGAGUACACUGAAAAACAGUCACAAGAAAGAUGUGAGCGAUUUAAUGGCAGCAUACUCUCAAAAUAUAUCAUCUGUUGAAACAGAGUUUAAAACGGCGAUUUCAAACAUAAUGAAAAACGAAAAUAUGAAUAUACAUAGCUUCAUAGCUGGAUUAGGGAGCCUUAAACACCAAUUCGAAGAGUUGCAGAGAAACUUCUCUGAGGCUAUGCAUCCGGUGUUGCAGAAUAGUUUGAAAGGCAAAGUUGCCAUGACAACCUGUGUGUCAGGAAACAAAGCAUACACUGGUAGUUCCGUUAUACCAUUCAGUAAUAUCAAAACUUCAUACGGAAUCGACAAUUUUGGAGAUUUCAACACAACAGGAAAAUUCACAUCCCAAGGUCCAGGAUUAUACUUGAUAUCUGCUCAAAUCAUGUCGUAUUCGAAAGGUGCCGAAUACAAAAUAAGCAAAAACGGAAAAGAAAUAAUUCGAGUAGAAGUUGGACCAUACCAUGACGAUGAUACCCAUAACUAUCAUACCGGUACGGGCGUAGCAGUUGUCGCCCUUGAUUUACACGAUAAAGUGUGGAUUGAAGUGUUAGAAAGUGUAACUAGCAUGUAUGUCUUUGGUGCCGAAUCGUGUCUCACUGUUAUCAAAUUGAACUAGAGCUUCGACCUAAAAUACACAUCAGAAAAUGGACACCGUUAACCUAAAUUUUAGAUUUAUACUGGAUGAUUGGCAUGCACAAAAUUAGACAAUAAAGUUCCGUUAAAAGAGGCUGGCAAGAACAGUCGAAACUCUCUGGGGUUAAUAUUUAACUCAAUUAUAUAUGAGAGAGUUUGAAUACAUGCAAAAUCUUCUUUAUGCGCAAUAUGUAAUUUCUUUUAUAGUUUCUCUUGUGUGUUUUUUUUUAUUCCUCAUGAUAGAAAUAUAUAGUUAACUAGUACCUCCGUAGAAAAAGACAUACUAUUGUUGUGUACCCUUGCAAUCAAAGCAUGAUAGUCAAAACGUACUUACAAGGGGUAAAUACUAAUUGUUAACAAAACAAACACAAAAAAAAAUAAAAAUAAAAAUUC